AUGCCCGAUAAGUUGCCUUUCUUAUGGAAACUACGUCCGGGACUUCUGCCAAAACCUCCCCCCGUCAGCGUGCACCCUGCGCCUAGACGACUUCAGCGACCGCCUCCCCCCUUCAGCGCACACCCUGCGCCUCCCCAAAGCCGCCGCGAGGCGUGGACGAGCGCCGAGAUCCUCCCUCACGUAGACAAGAGCGAGCGGCGCGUAUGCUACCCACGCCUCGAGCCCUGGUCCUCCAACUGGGACGGGCAGCGCAGGGCUCACGGCAAGGCAUCUCCUUCGCUAAAAGCACUGGCGACACUAGAACAAGAUCCCAGGUCCCAAGCCAUCGAGGCCGCCCUGGGGACUAAUACGCACUACAGCGACUGGGAUAUCUCCAUCGAGGGUUCGAUGAGGCGUCUCGCCGGCCCCGCAACGGCUUCGGUCCCGACCGUCAUGCUUGUCAAGUAUGACGGCAGUGACAGUGAUGAGUACGACCCGGCUUACCUGGAGGGGCCGUGGCCCGACUGCUGUGAGAGCGUGGUGGAGCUUGCGAGGGACGCUGGCGCGGCUUACUUUGCGGUUGAGGUCGUGCAUUACGGGAAGCUGCGGCACGGGCGACAGCGUCGUGGGGGGCAAGGCGUGAUGGGGCUCCUUGAGGAUUGGGAUCCAUGA
This is a messenger RNA of Anthostomella pinea, 651 nucleotides long. Lineage: Eukaryota; Fungi; Ascomycota; Sordariomycetes; Xylariales; Xylariaceae. The record is from the annotation of a GenBank genome assembly.